AUGUCUCCUCCAUUAUUACACAACUUCCUUGCUGGAUCCCUUCCCGACCAUUGUGAACCGACAUCGCCCUUCUUGACCGCCGUCUCCUCCCAUCUCCACAUCUGUAUCCCCACACCUCUAGCGGCGAUCUCCUCCGUUCUCGGAACCCUCAGCAUAGUCUCAUGGCUUUUCGCGCAACUCCCGCAAAUAUACAAGAACUACCAAGUCCAGUCAACGUCGGGAUUAUCUAUUUUCUUUCUAGUCAUAUGGUGUCUAGGUGACGCCAGCAAUCUUGUGGGAGCGUUAUACACACGACAGGCAGGAUGGCAGGUGGUGGUUGCCAGCUAUUACGUUUUCGUUGACAUCACUCUGGUUUUCCAGUUUUUCUGGUAUACCCACUACAAAGCACGCCUAAAUGGUGGGUAUGACAACCUGUCAUACCCGGGUGACUCGAACCGAGGUUUCAUCCAAGGCGUGCCGCUUCCACGCGACGAAACAUAUCAGACGCCAGCGCCCGUCGACAUGAAGACCAAACAUUCUGAGGCUAAGGAUAUGGGCGUCCAGGCUGGAUCAGUACGCAAUUCAUCCGGCCAAAUAGCUUCAUACUCAAAUGAGAAAUUGAGUUCAUCGCGUCGAUCUGUGCGGAUGAGCAGCAGCGCCAAUAGCAUGCCGUUUGCACUGCCCCGGACAAUGCUCAUGGCAUCUCUUCUUUGUGCCGUACUUGCCAACGCUGCACCAACUGAAAAGCCUCACCCGCCUAUUUCCGAUGCACCCAACGAGGCUAUUCUCGAGAUUAUUGGCCGUGUGUUCUCCUGGAUGUCAACACUUCUGUAUCUCGGUUCACGUCCUCCCCAGCUAUACAAAAACUACCAGCGCAAGAGCACGGAAGGUCUCUCACCCCUACUCUUCAUAGCUGCAUUCUGCGGGAAUCUGUUCUAUUCCAGCUCGCUUCUCACGAACCCGAAUGCCUGGUCUGAUUUCGCUCCUUAUGGCGGCGGCGGCUGGUCCGACAACCACGGGAACGAUCGUUUGGAAUGGAUCGGACGCGCGACUCCUUUUUUCCUGGGUGCAUUCGGUGUCCUGGGCCUGGAUGGGUUCAUGGGUGUGCAGUUUCUAAUGUACGGCGAUGGCCCACAGGGUGAGGAUGAUGAGAGUUUUGUUAGCUCCAGCAUCGGUGGAAAUGAUCGGAAGCGUGGUCGUGGCCGUCGCUGGACACGAGUCCAUGGUUGGAUGCGCGGAUGGAUUCCAUCUUCUUCGCCUCCACGAGAGGUCUCUUCAGCCCGAGAGGGACAGGCUUUGUUGGGUGCAGAGCGCGGCCAAUAUGGCACUGUCUGA
Molecule: messenger RNA, 1314 nt
Organism: Penicillium soppii
Lineage: Eukaryota; Fungi; Ascomycota; Eurotiomycetes; Eurotiales; Aspergillaceae
Product: PQ-loop repeat-containing protein
Exons: 1
Coding region: 1-1314 (437 amino acids)
Source: RefSeq, a predicted model, not a curated record